Thrips palmi is the source of this 2642-nucleotide messenger RNA. RefSeq names its product synaptic vesicle 2-related protein. Lineage: Eukaryota; Metazoa; Arthropoda; Insecta; Thysanoptera; Thripidae. Gene Ontology annotation, cellular component: membrane. Bases 413 to 2074 code for a protein of 553 amino acids. Gene Ontology annotation, molecular function: transmembrane transporter activity. The transcript has 16 exons. The record is from RefSeq and is a predicted model, not a curated record. Gene Ontology annotation, biological process: transmembrane transport.
UAGCUCUUCGGUGACUUUUGAGUUCCUCAAAACUUUUUUAACUUCUUUUUUUCCAGGGGGGUCCGUGAGAUGUGGCAACACUGGCAACGCUGCCCGAGAGAGAGGGAACCACCGUGGAACACCGCACCCACCUAACGGCACCUUUGGAGGAACCGAACCGAGCAAUGAACUGGACACUGGACCUGUAGGCGUAGGCAAUCUGUUCGUUCCGAUCAUCAAUGGAAGUGAAUGAGUUAAAAAUUAUCUGAGUCUAAAGAAAUUUGUCCCUGAAAACUGCGAAACGAAGCUGGUUCCCUGAUCAGUGCACUUCCAGAGAAUGUGCCACUGAUUACUAGAAAUCCCUAGCUAAAUGGAAGCACUGCCACAGCUCUAAGAUAGAUAAUUCUAGUGUCUAUGUGCUCACAAAAAAGAAAUGGCACAAAUAAUUUCAGCAGCGAGACGCAAAGUUAAAGGCCGAGGGGGGAAUUAUGAGGAUCUUGAUGGCCAUGUCGAUCCAGCUCCUCACUCUCCACCAGAUUCCUUACGGAGUGAACAGGGUGCUCAGCAUUCAAUUUAUGGAGGCGAUGAUAGCAAUGAUCUCCUUGGCCAAGAAAUUGAAAUGACAUCAGUAUCUGUGGUGCCUGACGAUACCUUUACUGUAACCCAAGCAGUAAAUGCAUUUGGGUUUGGAAAAUUUCAAGUACAAUUAUCACUAUUUACUGGACUGUGCUGGAUGGCGGAUUCUAUGGAAAUGACCAUUUUAAGUAUACUUUCACCUGCUCUUCAUUGUGAAUGGCAUAUAACACGGUAUCAGCAAGCUCUCACAACAACUGUUGUAUUUCUGGGGAUGAUGCUUAGCUCUACCUUUUGGGGUAAUGUGAGUGACCGAUAUGGCAGAAAAAAGGCGCUUACAAUGUGUGCUGUCCUUCUUUUCUACUAUGGGCUCUUGAGCUCUUUAGCACCUAAUUUUCUUUGGAUUCUCUUUCUACGAGGGCUUGUUGGUUUUGCCAUUGGCUGUGUACCCCAAUCUGUGACACUUUAUGCCGAGUUCCUGCCUACAAAACAGAGGGCUAAAUGUGUAGUUCUGCUUGAUUGCUUUUGGGCACUAGGUGCUUGCUUUGAAGUUCUUUUAGCUUUGUUGGUGAUGCCCACUAUGGGGUGGCAAUGGCUAUUGGCUCUGUCAACCACACCUCUUUUGGUAUUUGCGUGCAUCUGCCCUUGGCUUCCUGAAAGUGCUCGCUAUCAUGUUGCUUCAGGACAGCCAGACAAAGCCUUAGAAACGUUGCAAAAGGUUGCUAAAGACAAUGGGAAACCAAUGCUAUUAGGUCGUCUUGUUGUGGAUGAUGCUAGUAUGGGACGGCGAGGCCGUAUAAGAGAUCUUCUUGGAGCUGAACUACGACGAACAUCACUCCUUUUGUGGUUUAUAUGGAUGGCAUGUGCAUUUUGUUACUACGGCGUGGUGCUGAUGACAACAGAAUUGUUUGAGGCCUCUGCCAAUCGAUGUGCUUCUGAUGGAGGAUCUUUCUCAAGUCAAAUUAAGCCUGUUGAAACUUGCUCUGCUGAUUGUAAGGAACUUACUACAACUGAUUACAUCGACCUUCUGUGGACUACCUUGGCAGAAUUUCCUGGGAUUUUUGCCACAAUAUUUGUAAUUGAACGCUUUGGACGCAAACGUACUAUGGCUGUGCAAUUUGUUAUAUUUGCUGUUUGUAUUUACUUCUUGCUGAUCUGCAGUGCUGAACGAAGCUUUUUAACAGCUAUGCUGUUUAUGGCCCGAGGAAUCAUAGCUGGGGUUUUCCAAGCAGCAUAUGUGUACACCCCUGAAGUGUACCCAACCCCUUUGCGUGCAGUAGGUGUUGGAAGCUGCAGUGCUAUGGCUCGCCUUGGUGCUAUGGUCACACCCUAUGUAGCCCAGGUCUUGUUAAAUUCAUCACUCCCAUUGGCCAUGACCGUUUAUGGACUAGCAGCUCUGCUGGCAGCAGUUGCUUGUUUCUUGCUCCCAAUUGAAACCAAGGGGAAAGAAAUGAAGGAAUCUGUAAGUGGACCUCAAUUGCAUAGGCCUCAACCCACACAGCCAACUACUGCUUCUCAGUAGGUUACUAGACAAGAAAUUCUAUUUAUGUAACUGUUUUUGUUAUUGUUAAUUUUUGCUUCUAGUUUAUACUUUUUGUUAAUAUUUUGUGUAUGUACCUUUGCACCACUUUCAAAUAAUUAGAUAAUACGACUAAGUACUUUUAGUAUAAAUGUUGCGGGCUGCAGACAUUAUUUUUUGUAUCCUUAAUUUGCUAAAAACUUUCCUGAUAGUGUGAUGUAUUUUAUUACCAUGACGUCAUUAGUAAGUGACAUUUUGUGCACCAAAGACUGAUGUGAUUUUUGACUGUUUGUUUAGCGGAGGGCCUUGAAGCUCGAUUUGUGUUUCAAGUAGUUUGCCAAAAUUAAUUAUAAAUCGCAUUCUUGUCUGUCCUGAAGAGUAAUCUUCAUCUGUCCCUUUUGACUACAAUCUGUUGUUUUAGUGUUUUUGUUUUGUGGGUAUCAUUUCACUUGUAACAGCUUUUUAUCACAUUUUUGCCAAAUACCCAUUUUUUAUUAUUUAUUUAUUUAUUACUAUCUAUGGUCGUGCUUACCACUAUCCACAAAAAUGAAAUAAAGAUACUCAAAUGCUG